This is a messenger RNA of Ilyonectria robusta, 1686 nucleotides long. Its product is annotated as cytochrome P450. The record is from RefSeq and is a predicted model, not a curated record. Gene Ontology annotation, molecular function: monooxygenase activity; oxidoreductase activity, acting on paired donors, with incorporation or reduction of molecular oxygen; heme binding. The transcript is spliced from 8 exons. Lineage: Eukaryota; Fungi; Ascomycota; Sordariomycetes; Hypocreales; Nectriaceae. Bases 1 to 1686 code for a protein of 561 amino acids.
AUGUCUGCCAAGGAGUAUCUGCAGGAGCAGGCAUACCACUAUGCUGAUGUAGGUCGCAAUAGGCCUGUGCUGGUUUUAGGCGUGGCCAUCAGCAUCUGGGUUGUCGUUAAACUUCUGUUCAUGGGCAGAAGAGAGAAGGGUCUCCCUCCAGGGCCCCCAACUCUGCCUAUCCUGGGAAAUCUUCAUCAGAUUCCAUUGACUGGCCUUCACGCAAAAUUCCUUCAAUGGGGCGAACAGUUCGGAGGUGUCUUCUCCCUAAAGCUCGGCUCUGGAACAAUGAUCGUCCUCUACGACCGCAAGGCAAUUCAUGACUUGGUGGAUAAAAAGGGUGUCAUCUACGCGGAGCGACCCAAAAAUCACGUGGCUGAUAUUGUCACGCAUGGCGACAGCUUCGCGUUCAUGAACAACACUCCGAUGUACAAGCAACAGCGCAAGAUUGCUGCUCAUAACUUGUCGCCGAGAGUUCUUGACGAAAAUGCCGGUCAUAUCCAAGACGCUGAAAUAUCGGUUCUUAUGCGCGACCUGAUCGACGACCCCGAAGACUUCUACCAUCACAUCAUGCGAACCACCUGUUCAGUAGCCUGCGCUAUGGUCUUUGGGCAGCGAGGCAAAACUUACGACUCCUUCUUUGGCCGCUGUGUUUACGAUGCGAUGGACUUGUAUAGUGAGUCUCUCGAGCCCGGCGCCAAUCCUCCGGUGGACGAGUUCCCCUUCCUCAAGUACCUUCCCGACUUCUUAAGCCCAUGGAGGUCGCGUGCCAAGCGUUCUUAUGAGGCCAUGGAUCUCACCUGGGCCAAAGCCCGAGAGUUACUCGACAAACGACGUUCGACUGGAGAGCGCCGCGUGUGCAUAGCUGAUAAAGUUCUUGACGAUCCCAAACAGCUAGUCAUGAUGACCGACAUGCAACUUAACCAUUUCCUGGGCGUCCUGGUCGAGGGUGGUGCUGAUACCACUUCGUCAUCCAUCCUGACCAUGAUUCUCUGCCUUUCGCGUCACCCCGAGUACCAGAAAAUGGCUCAAAAGGAACUGGACGCACUUUGCGGCAACGAAAGGAUGCCGGUGUGGUCCGAUUUCGCUAAACUGCCAUUCAUCAACUGCAUUGUGAAGGAGGGUUUGAGGUGGCACCCCGUGCUUCCCCUUGGAGUCCCUCACCGUGUGGCACAAGAUGACUACUACGAAGGCAUGCUUAUCCCCAAAGAUGCGACUGUCGUCAUUCCUUCAUAUGCCAUCCAGAGAUCUGAGCGUUACAACUACGAGGAUCCCGAAGAGUUUAAGCCAACAAGAUUCCUCAACCACCCACGCUUAGCCAGUGAUUAUGCCGGAAGCCCAGACUUUAACAACCGAGAUGAGUAUCCUAAACGUCAGUUGAAUAAGAUCAAAAAGCUAACAACCCCAGCACAUCAUUACGGAUAUGGCGCUGGCCGCCGCAUAUGCCCCGGCAUGCACCUGGCUGAGCGUACGCAAUGGCGUGCCAUCGCUAAGCUAUUAUGGGCAUUUGACAUUGAAUUGCCGACGGACCCUGCCACGGGCAAUAAGGUUAUCCCCGAUCCGGAAAACUACAAGGAGGGAAUUGCCCAUGGACCGAAACCGUUCAAAGUCGUUUUCAAGCCCCGCAGCCAAAAGCACGUCAACCUCAUCCGAGGGGAUGUUUUGGAGAGUUUAAAGGUGCUGCAGGCGUACGAAUAG